AUUUCAAUUUUUUUUUCUAAACUUCCAUGUUUUCCCCCUAACUUUGGGAACUAUUUCGUAAUUUAUCUUCAGACAUUGUCUGAUCUAAUGAACUUGUUUGAUUCAAGGUGCGAACACCACACUACAGCUGUAUACUACAAUUUUGCUUUGAUAUACAUGUGAAGACUUUUUCAUGGGCAUUUGCCCAGCCAUAUAUCAGAGUUUAGCAUUUAAAAUGUGAUUAUCUUGCCUCUUCUUCCUAUUCCUCUGAAGAUGUGUGUGUAAGCACAUGAAAGAGCUUCUGUUUUAUUCCCUAUUUUCACUGUGGUAUUUUGUAAUCGUCAGACUAAUUUUGAAGCUUGCUAUUAUAACAUAGGAUUUUUUUUACUGGUAUAGUUACGCUAUGUUUUGUUGACCAUUUUCUCAACAGUUACUCGUAGAUUCCUCUCUUUGUGAAAUGUUUUCUAUAUUUUAUCACAGAUCAAUAAUUUUUAUGCAAGUCUUCUUGUGGGGAUUACAGUGUUUUUUUUUUAUUAUUUUGUAGAGAACUGUGUGUUAGUUAGAGACUGUCAUGGGUUCUUGUUAAUAGACACUUUGUCUGCUCUGUGUGUGUGUGUGUAUUAGGGGAAGAAGGGGAUACUGGCAUUUAUCGUCUCUAACACCUCGUAUCUCAACCUGCCUCAAUCUGUCGUGUCUGCUGUCUGUCCCUUUCUCUGUGUCUGUCACUGUUAUAACAAAAAAUCACCAUCGUUACGAUAUUCCUCUCGCCCUCCCCAUGCUUUCCCUUCGCAUCCCAAAUAUAUAUUCAGUAGAGCAAGCCUCUCUUUGGGCAACGUUUCACUUGCCUUUAAGCUAAAUGUCCAAAAUAAAGGCUUGCUCUGCUGUGACUGUAUGGCAGCCAUAUCUUUUGACGUUGUUGAGGUGCACUUGUCCUGCAGGAGGGACGGCACUUGUGCUGGCGGUGAAGGCUGGUCACAAAGCCACCGUGAACCUUCUGCUACAGAGAGGCGCUGACGCUCAGAUCCUUGAUGACAACGGAGAAAGCGUAGCACAGCACGCUAGCCGCGGAGGCCACACAGCUAUUCUUGAGCAGUUAUGGAAGCACAACAGCCUCCUGACUUCCCUGAACAGUACGGCGCCAACACCUUGUUGCACCUGGCUGCUGAAUACGGCCAUCUCGAUACAGUGAAGUGGCUGGUUAGUCACGGUCACUCCCCCUCCUGUCUGGACAGAGAGAAGCGGACGCCGGCAGACAGAGGAAGGGCACAUC
This is a messenger RNA of Cherax quadricarinatus, 1249 nucleotides long. Lineage: Eukaryota; Metazoa; Arthropoda; Malacostraca; Decapoda; Parastacidae. The record is from RefSeq and is a predicted model, not a curated record.